This is a messenger RNA of Monopterus albus (swamp eel), 538 nucleotides long. It is a transcript of the gene hint1, whose product is annotated as histidine triad nucleotide binding protein 1. The record is from RefSeq and is a predicted model, not a curated record. The transcript is spliced from 3 exons. Bases 23 to 403 code for a protein of 126 amino acids. Lineage: Eukaryota; Metazoa; Chordata; Actinopteri; Synbranchiformes; Synbranchidae. Gene Ontology annotation, molecular function: catalytic activity.
UGUACGGAUAGUCUGCGCUAACAUGGCUGAUGAAACGGCAAAGGCGCAGACUGCCCAGUCGGGUGGAGACACAAUAUUUGGAAAGAUUAUACGCAAAGAGAUUCCUGCAAAUUUUAUUUAUGAGGAUGAUCUGUGUGUAGCCUUCCCUGAUAUUUCCCCUCAAGCUCCCACUCACAUUCUCAUUGUCCCAAAAAAGCCAAUUGUUAAGAUGUCACAAGUCGAGGACAGUGAUACUGCUUUGUUGGGCCACUUGAUGAUGGUUGCAAAGAAGUGUGCUCAACAGGCAGGCCUUUCUAAAGGCUACAGGAUUGUCCUCAAUGAUGGGCCACAUGGAGGUCAGUCUGUCUACCACCUCCAUAUCCACGUCCUGGGUGGGCGCCAGUUGGACUGGCCCCCUGGCUAACCUCUGUCUUCUUGCAUAGAACACCCUGUGGUCGCAUCUGUUGUCUGACCACCAGCACUGUCAAAUAUAGACAAAGCCAAUGAAGAUAUAACCUGGAAAUUCAUCAAUGUCAAUAAAAUGCAUUUCACAACAAUG